Messenger RNA from Cucumis sativus (cucumber), 857 nucleotides. RefSeq names its product NAD-dependent malic enzyme 59 kDa isoform, mitochondrial-like. Lineage: Eukaryota; Viridiplantae; Streptophyta; Magnoliopsida; Cucurbitales; Cucurbitaceae. The record is from RefSeq and is a predicted model, not a curated record. The transcript has 8 exons. Gene Ontology annotation, cellular component: mitochondrion. Gene Ontology annotation, molecular function: malate dehydrogenase (decarboxylating) (NAD+) activity; NAD binding. Gene Ontology annotation, biological process: pyruvate metabolic process; malate metabolic process. The coding region runs from base 295 to 846 and encodes 183 amino acids.
GCAAUGAUCUGUUUUUUUCUUCACUAACCCUUUUAUUCUAUAAUUUCUUCACAGGCUUGGGCCAAGGAUGAUCUUCUGCGGGAACAAGAUAAGGAAAUAGCAACUUAAAGUGAAAGAGGCACUAUCAGCAUUGACAUGUACAUGUGAUUUUAAGCAAGAACCAGGAGAGUGAGAGUUUUAGUGUGCCGUAUUUAGAAUUUGUCGAUAUCUUUUUCCCGUUCCAACAAGUAUUCCUGAUAGUGGGGAUUCUUCCAGUAAUGCUAGAUAUUGGUUCUAACAACAAGAAGUUACUUAAUGAUCCUCUUUGAUUUAUUGGAGUUGAGGAGUCCCACAAUCUUUAUGUUCUGUUUGUUUCUCCAUCACUUGUUCAAGGCUGUUCAAUUGGAGUUCCAUCUUCAGGUUGACAUGAUUGUCUUGACAGAUGGACGUCAUAUUCUUGGCCUCGGUGACCUUGGAGUUCAGGGAAUAGGAAUACCUAGAUUGGAGGGAGAAGAGUAUCUAUCAAUUGUUGAUGAUUUUAUGGAAGCCGUGCAUACAUGUUGGCCUAAAGCUAUUGUUCAGUUUGAGGAUUUUCAAAUGAAAUGGGCUUUUGAAACAUUACAAUGUUAUCGUAAGAGGUUCUGCAUGUUCAACGAUGACAUACAAGGAACUGCUGGUGUUGCUCUCGUUGGACUAUUGGGAACUGUGAGAGCUCAAGGGCGGCCAUUGAGUGAUUUUGUUAACCAAAAGAUAGUAGUGGUAGGGGCUGGAAGUGCAGGGCUCAGUGUUCUUAACAUGACUAUUCAGGUUGUUUUGAGAAUGGCAGGGAACAACGAUUCUAGUACAAGAAAUCAAUUUUUUUUCUAAUAGACAAAGAU